This is a messenger RNA of Lytechinus variegatus (green sea urchin), 5310 nucleotides long. RefSeq names its product double-stranded RNA-specific editase 1-like (gene adarb1). The coding region runs from base 169 to 2241 and encodes 690 amino acids. The transcript has 3 exons. Lineage: Eukaryota; Metazoa; Echinodermata; Echinoidea; Temnopleuroida; Toxopneustidae. Gene Ontology annotation, cellular component: cytoplasm; nucleolus. Gene Ontology annotation, biological process: adenosine to inosine editing; RNA processing. Gene Ontology annotation, molecular function: double-stranded RNA binding; tRNA-specific adenosine deaminase activity; double-stranded RNA adenosine deaminase activity. The record is from RefSeq and is a predicted model, not a curated record.
ACGCACAGCUAUUCUCAGCUACUAGCUAGCCAUAGACUUAAAUACGUAGAAGCGUCGUUGGGGUUUAUGAAAGGAAAUUAGCUCUCCACAAGUGAUAUCAGCAAUUCACAACACUUACCAGGUAUUUUACAACUGGAGUUCUCCCCUGUCCAUCUUUAUUUGAUCAGGAUGAGCGUCGAAUCACAGGAAGCUUCUGCAGAAGUGAAGGAAAACAUUGUGUUUGACUCCAAUAAACCAAAGGCUGCAACAGAGACCAACACCAUGAAGCGCCCUUUAGAAGACGAUGAUGAACCCAUGCAAGAUGAAGCAGAAGGUGAAGAAGAUGGUACCGGAGAGGGGAAAGACUCUAAGAAACCAAGAAGGAAGAAGAAGAAGACAGUACCAGGACCACGUCUACCAAAGAAUGCUUUGAUGCAGCUCAAUGAGAUCAGACCUGGACUUGCCUUCAAGACUGAAUCUCAGACAGGGCCAGUCCAUGCUCCCACGUUCGUUGUCUCUGUCGAGGUGAAUGAUCAGCUGUUUGAAGGCACUGGCCGUAGCAAGAAAACCGCUAGAAUGCAUGCUGCAGAGCUAGCACUCAAGUCUUUUAUUCAGUUUCCCAAUGCAAGUGAUGCUUAUCAAGCUCUUGGUAGGUAUCAGUUCACUGCAGAUUUUACAUCAGACCAACCAGAAGUCCAUGGUGGCUUCAAUCCUUUUGAUGCUGACCAAGAGCGUCCUGUGACCCCACCAAGCAUGAUGAAGGCAGUACUAGCUGACAAAACACAAAACAGUCCUGAUGUGAUGAAUGUGAAAGUAGAGCAGGGUCAAAAUUCACCACUGGCAAAGAAAAAAGAACAACCCUCUGGGAAGAAUCCUGUUAUGAUCUUGAAUGAACUCAAACCAGGACAGAAAUAUGAAAUAAUAGAAGAGACUGGUCAGAGCCACUCCAAGAGUUUUACUAUGUCCCUGACCAUAGAUGGUAAGAAUUUCCAGGGCACUGGACGCAACAAGAAACUUGCCAAACAGCGGGCGGCCCAGGCUGCUCUUAUUGCUCUCUUUGAUAUGAAUCCCGUCCUGGCUCCAGAUCUUCAGCCAAUCACAAAUGAAGAAACAUCAAGCCAUGCCUUGGCUUUGGCAGACCAUGUCCACAAGUUGAUCCUAAACAAAUUCUGUGAAUUGACCAAUGGCUUCCAGUCCCCAGUUGCCAAGCGUAAGGUUCUAGCUGGCAUUGUGAUGACAAGAGGUGAGACCUUAGAGAACUCUAGUGUGAUAGCAAUCUCUACUGGUACAAAAUGCAUCAAUGGAGAGUACAUGUCAGGGCAAGGCUUAGCCCUCAAUGACUGUCAUGCUGAGAUCAUAUCUAGAAGGUGCCUCAUCAGGUACUUGUACUCCCAGUUGAAGCUGUUCCUCGAUAAUCAAGGAGACAGCUCAAUCUUUGUUCCACACCCGUCCGGCAGAGGAUACAAGCUUCGUAGCGAGAUCAAAUUUCAUCUUUACAUUAGUACUGCACCUUGUGGAGAUGCACGCAUCUUCUCCCCUCAUGAGUCAUCCUGCAGUGAAGAGCCAACUCCAGAUAGACAUCCAAACCGACGAGCCAGGGGUCAGCUGAGGACAAAGAUUGAGUCUGGGGAAGGAACAAUCCCUGUGAAAUCUGGACCUUCCAUACAGACCUGGGAUGGAGUGCUUCAAGGGGAGAGGCUACUUACUAUGUCCUGCAGUGACAAGUUGGCCAGAUGGAACGUACUUGGUGUCCAGGGAUCUCUCUUAACCAAUUUCAUUGAGCCUAUUUACCUGAGCAGCAUCAUUCUUGGAUCACUCUAUCAUGGUGACCAUCUUUCCAGGGCCAUGUUUUCUCGUCUCUCAACCAUUGAAGACUUACCAGCUGGCUACAGUCUCAACAAGCCACUUUUGAGUGGUAUCAGCAAUGCAGAAAGUCGCCAACCAGGCCGGGCACCAAAUCACAGCGCCAACUGGACCUUUGAUGACCCCUGCCUGGAAGUUAUCAACACCACAACAGGCAAGAACGAGACUGGACAACCCUCACAACUCUGCAAGGCUGCCCUCUUCAGCCACUUCAAGCAGAUCUACAACAGGAUUUCCAUGAUCACCAAUCCUGGAGCACAGCUGGCAAGGUCUUAUGAGGAAGCUAAGCACAUGUCUACUGAUUUCCACAAAGCCAAACAGGUAAUGACAAAAGCCUUUUUGAAGAGUGGGUGUGGUAACUGGAUAGAAAAACCACUUGAACAGGACAUGUUUGAGUAAGUACAUUAAGGGCAAAAAAAAUUGUACGUUUUUUCUGCAUAUUUUCUCCAGCAUUUGUCGAGUUUUGUAAGCAGGUAAUAAAUAUACAUGUUAGUAAGAUGGUGUUAUGUAAGUGCAGCACAUCAAUCAAUGGAAAAAAAUAUUUUUUAUAAAUGCUAGAAAUUUGAAUCUAUUAUGCUGUUGCAUCUGAAAUUCAUAGAAAUACUGUAUGUUUUUAAGUGUUAUGGUAUUUUGUAUAUGGAUAGAAUUAGAUAGGAUUUAGAUUUCCUGUAUGUUUUUGGAUGAAAGCAGAACCAAAAGAAUCUCCAUCAGCAUUACUGUUUUAAGGCUUGAAGAGCAUUGUCAGCUGUUUUUUUUAAUAACACGUAUAUGCAUGAUGUAACAAAUUUUGUAAAUAAUGUAAUGGUAUCUAUAUUGAUUUCUUGUAAUUUCAUAUUUGUAUCUUUAUUGAUUUUUAUAAAAUACAACAUACUGUAAUUUCACACUGCUGCAUUAAGCAGUAUAGUCAAUGCAUGGUCCUACCUUGCUUUUACGGGACCAGCAUGUACCUAUUGUACCUGAUAACAAUCACUCUCAUGUGCAUGUUUUUGUGCAAAUCAAAAUCAAUUUAUGGAGUUAAGAUAUCAGUAAAUCCUUCGCAGGAAGUGCUGUAGUGUAAAAUGAUAGGAAUUUAAGCAUAUUCAAACGUGUUGCCUUACAUACAUAUACAUGCAUAAUAUGAAAAAUGUAUUAAGCAAUUAUGAAAAAAGUUUUCAGGUGUUUCCAAUCGGCACCAACCAGCACAGAAAAAAAACUAUAGGUGUAGUGUGAUAGCAAACCCACAUGAUGUACACAUGUACAUGUGGGUGUUUAAGUGUGUUCUGCAGCCCCAACACCAAGCUUUCAAUCACCAUGUGUAAAUGUAUUAUGUAGUGUGAACUUGACUGGCAUCCUAGUUCAUGAAACAGAUUACAGUAUAGUUAUAGCCAUGCGGAUGUAAUCCAUUAUAUGCAUACUAUAUUAAACACAUGUGAUUGCAUGAAGUCCCCUAAAUAGGGAUGGUGGGUGGACCAGAGAGAGAGGGGAUGACUCUCAGCUCUACGUGGAAGAAUGUAUGUACAUGGCUCAGCAAAGGAAGAUGAGGAAUUGAUGAUACUUAAGAAGAAACCCAGAGAUUCAGUAAUCAUUCAUGUACUCUUUGUACUUCGUGAUGUUAAGUUUAAUUUUUCUUGUGAAUGCUGUAAUAUAUCUCAGCUGUCGCUCUGUCACUCUCUGAGUUCAUAAAAUAUAAAAACAUGUAUUUUGAUCAUAUACAUGUACCAACUGCUAGUCUUUCUAUUGUUAUGUUUCUAGAUUGAUGUCAACCUGUUGACUUCUGAAUUCUGUAUCCCUGUAGAAUUUAAUCAUGGACCACCCCAUUUAAAAGGACAAUAGAUUAAUACACCCUUCACUCCCUGAUUCUCUUCCAUUUCGUUCCUUUAACAUUCUUUAUAUUUCUUUUGUAGGAAUAACAUGUAACCUUCAUCGCUGGUUGUCCCCAGUCCACUUCUUUAAAUCACUAUUUCUCUCUUCUUGCUAUCAAUUACAUGACUUUUUUUCUCCAGCUUAAUCUUGCACUUGAUACAAAGUGUAUGAAAGCAUCAUAUCCACUUUUGUUUUUUCUAUUACACGCAGUUAAGUAUUUAUUUCAGACUUUCUAUGAGCAAUAAAAUAGCAUUUUCCAACAUCAUUACAAGAUUUCAAUAUUCAUGAAAGUAUAGAUUUUCAUUCAAUUUUGUAGCAUUUUUCCUGCCACUGCCAGAAGUUACACAGCACAAGUAGAGCAUUAAGAGCUGAGUAAGAUUCAGGGUUUUCUCAUUUCAAACUUUAAACUAAUACAAUCACAGGAGUAAAUCAUAGUUCAUCAUUCAGGUUUUGUUUCAGAGAGUGUAUGACGAUUAACAUCAUCGGUUUUUUCCAUCCAUUGUAGACAUAAUAUGUUUCUGCAAAAGUUCGUGUUACUGUUUUUGAGAGGGUGUUUGGAGCUCCCAGAAUCUUCUGAGAGGCCACUUUAUAUUUGGAAUGGCAUGCAGAUAUGUGUUUGGCUCUGUGCCCCACCUUGGGUACUUAGUUUCUGCAUCACUCGUGCAAUUCACCUCGUCUCACAUCACAACAGUUCACUAUGUAUCAAAAUGUCACGUCCUCAUGUCUCAGCUAUAAAAGACUCCUUUCCCUUGUGUUGCAGGAGGUCUUUCCUCUUCUCAUCACUUUGAUGAUGCACAGAUACUUUUAAGUCUUGUAUUAACAUUUUCUUGUCCACAUUUUUGUAAUGUAGUGUUUCAAUGCAAACUUUUACUUCAAAGUAACUGAAUUUAUUUUUCAUGUAAUGCAUUUUUUAAAAGCAGUGAGUUGGAAUCAGUUACUCAGAAAAUGAUCAGGUGUAGUACAUAAUUUUAGAUUUAUUACAUUCAUUUUAUCUGAUAUGAUGUUUUAUUUGUAAAAGAAGAGACAUUUUGGUUUUGGUUUUUAAGGGAUAAAAUGGGUCAAUAAACACUGAGUAAUGCAGGCAUGUAUAUUGUGUCUGAUUGUAUGUUUUUUGUGUUUAAUACACAUCCCUAUAGUCAAAUGGAUGAACUGUUAUGUUAAUUUUUUUAUUGCAUAUUUAGUAUUUGUCAGCAAGACCUGUACUGAAACUGAUAACUAAAGCUGAACACCAAGCCCUGAACACCAAGACAUGUGAGCAUAGCCCCAUAGUUAAUUUGAUACUCUUGAUGAAUAUAAGAUAGGAUUCAUCUUCAAUGUCAUGACAAACAUGAUUAGUUACAUUUCUUCCUAUCUGGACAGGUAAACAAGAGUGAGGAGGGGGUUAAAGACAAGGAAGGGGGUGUACACAGGGGAAGAGCUUCAGAUUCUAUUGUAGUUUUAAGCUAAGGGAGAAGGUAUACAUGUUAAUCAUAGGAGAAGGGGGGGUAAGAAAAGAAUUAGUAAAAUUGAUACGUCAUAAUACCAGGAGAAUGAUAGUAGAAGUAAGAUAGGAGAAGGGUAUGGUGAAGGAGAGUAGGAUGAAAGAGAAGGGGUUAAAACCUUUUAAAAAAUCGGGGGGGGGGGGGG